This is a messenger RNA of Neodiprion fabricii, 1184 nucleotides long. RefSeq lists its product as uncharacterized. The record is from RefSeq and is a predicted model, not a curated record. The transcript has 4 exons. Lineage: Eukaryota; Metazoa; Arthropoda; Insecta; Hymenoptera; Diprionidae. The coding region runs from base 1 to 492 and encodes 163 amino acids.
AUGGCAAAUCAUUGUCAGGCUUCUAGUUUGCACCUCGAGUGCAGUAACUACGAAGCGCUAGUCCUGGAGGUCGAAAUCCACAAGGUAAAGGACCUAGACAGUCAGAACUACGGAGCGCUUGUCCUGGAUGUCAAGUUUCACCAAGUAGCAGACCUGGAGCGCAGAAACUACGGAGCGCUUGUCCUGGAAGUCGAGUUUCACCAGGUAGCGGACCUGGAGCGCAGGAACCACGAAGCGCUUGUCCUGGAGGUCGAGAUCCACCCGGUGGAGGACCUGGACAGCCAAAACUACGGAGCGCUUCUCCUGGAGGUCGAGGUCCACCAGGUGGAGGACCUGGAGCGCAGGAACCACCGAGCGCUCGUCCUUGAAUUCGAGUUGCAUCAGAAAGCGGAUCCGAAGCGCAGGAUCCAGGAGGUAGAGAACCCGGUACUCGAAAUUUGCGGAGCGCGAUUCCCUUACGUCCUCUCUACUGCGCGGUUGUUUCCGGACUGAGGAAUUCAGUUAACUGAUUUUCGUGGUCGACGAUUACUAUAGAUCGAUGACGUCAGGGAAGAAAAAAUUUCGGGUGACGUCACUUUCUGAACAGCCGAAAAUUCAAAACUUGGUUUCGAACUUUGAUACUAUGUAUGUAUGAUUAUAUGAAUAUGGUCUUCCCAUCGUAACGAAAUGGCAUCAUUGUUAAAGGAUUCCCAUAUAAUGGAAGUUUUCAAUUAAGGACACAAUUUAAACUUUACAUUUGUUUCUAUAUUCCUUGUCAUCAUAGAAAUCAUUGUCUUAGGAGUUCUGAUCCUUAUCUGAUUGUAUUUCUGAGAGGUGCUACCAGAUUUUAUAGAAGUUCUUCACAUUCUUGCACAGGUUCUCACAAUAAUACGCAUAUUAAACAACUAUAGAAGGUAAAUAAGGGCACAGUAGAAAACGAAAUGUACAAAAUAUAAUGUAGGUACACCAGAAGGAACUUACAAUUGCAUCAUUCAUACAUAUACACUCGAAAUUUAAAAACAACAGUAACUAAAAAAAAAGCACAUUUGUGAGCAUGUUUAGAUGUUAUUUCAGAUUCAAUCAACCCUCUCUUACUUAUGUCUUCUUCUAUUUAUGCUUUUGUACGAUGUAUGACGAAUUAAUUCAGUUACCACAAUCAAUUUCACUCAUUAUCAUUUAGAAAUAAUUUACACAAUUGCAAAGAU